Messenger RNA from Alternaria ventricosa, 744 nucleotides. RefSeq lists its product as uncharacterized. The transcript has 2 exons. NCBI's taxonomy places the organism in Eukaryota, Fungi, Ascomycota, Dothideomycetes, Pleosporales, Pleosporaceae. The record is from RefSeq and is a predicted model, not a curated record. The coding region runs from base 1 to 744 and encodes 247 amino acids.
AUGUCACUAGCCCUGGCCCCAGAAGAUUCCAAUCCCUCGAGCAUGCAGGUCAAGCUCAAUCCCCUCCUUCCCAGCUUAGCCGAGACAUUGGCUAUAACAGCUAGUGACACCAUCCUCAUGUCGUUGCGAGACAGUCCUCUUGUGAAUUAUUGGAACUAUUCUCAUCCACAACUUGACAACCCACUGAACCAGUGGUUCAGAGCCAAGAUCAAGUCAAAAGAGUACGCAUCGGGUGGCGUGGACAAUGCAUCAAAAGGAUGGGUUGUGGUUCUCAUUGCCACCUUCCUUCUCAAUGUGUAUCUGCUAUGCUACUUUAUCCUGCAACCGGGAUUUGUGACCGAUUUUACUCAGCCAGCACAGCUGUUCGCACUCGCUGUGAACUCACCUCCCACCCAAGCACUUGCAGGGAGCUGCGGAGGCGGGCCCGAGGGCAAGGAUUACAAAUUUGGCUGGUUCAUCAACCAUGAAGGUGGCCAUGUUUAUAUUGAACCAGUGCCAGGAACAAAGACGGCAUCGCUGACGGACCAGCAUGAUCAUAAUCGCAUCAUUGCCGCUCCAAACAGAUACUGGAAAGCUCUGACGGAGGGAUCAAUGUGGGGACGUUUCAAGUCGAACAAGGAAUCCCGUACAGGAAGAGCGACCUCAGCAUCCGAUGCUGAGCCGCUCCAACCUCCUCGCAACACUCAGAACGUACUACCAACACACUCGAGAUAUGAACUCGAGGAGAUGCCACCGCGCUUUUAG